Myxocyprinus asiaticus (Chinese sucker) is the source of this 2177-nucleotide messenger RNA. RefSeq names its product keratin, type I cytoskeletal 19-like. The transcript has 8 exons. The record is from RefSeq and is a predicted model, not a curated record. The coding region runs from base 133 to 1596 and encodes 487 amino acids. Gene Ontology annotation, molecular function: structural molecule activity. NCBI's taxonomy places the organism in Eukaryota, Metazoa, Chordata, Actinopteri, Cypriniformes, Catostomidae.
UGGUGGUUGCUGGCACAGGGGUUUGACACACACACACACACACACACACACACACCCUCCCUCUCCCAUCCCCAAAGGGCAAGACUCACCCUCAAGAUUACUGUAUAAGAGGACAGUCCUGGGCUUAAAGGCAUGAUCAUCUUCAGGACAACUCUUGGUUUCCUGCAGUGUCCUCUCUGGGUUCAUCUCAUCUCUGCAUCAAUCCACCAUAUUUCGUCCUCUGAAGCUCCCGGGAUCAUGCCUGAAAAGUCUCCACAAAAAGCCUACAGCAUGUAUGGCAGUGGUUUUGGAGAAAGCACUCGCAUAUCUUCCACUUCUGUUCGGCAGAGUGGCUGCUACCCAGAUAUGCAGUCCAGAAUUGGAGGGGGAUAUGGUUAUGGUGGAAUGAAUAGUGGAGGAUACGGUGGAGGAUUUGGUGCUGGGAUCAUGGCUGGAGGCAGCUAUGGAGGGGAUGUUGACUACGUCCAGCUGAACGAGAAGGCCACCAUGCAGAACCUGAAUGACCGUCUGGCUGCUUACCUGCAGAAGGUGCGCUCUCUGGAGGCUGCUAAUGCCAAUCUGGAGAAGCAGAUCCGCGACUUCUAUGAGAAGAAGGGGCCCGCUGCACUGAGGGACUACAGUGCCUACUGGAGCACCAUCAAGGACUUGAAGGAAAAGAUUAAAACUGUUACUGUCAACAACGGCAGCAUUCUACUGCAGAUCGACAACUCUAAGCUAGCUGGUGAUGACCUCAAGUCAAAAUAUGAGCAUGAGUUAGCUAUGAGGCAGUGUGUGCAGGCUGACAUUGUUAAUCUGCGUCAAUUGUUGGAUCAGAUGAAACUGACAAAGGUCGACCUGGAGAGCCAGAUCAAAAGUCUGCAGGAAGAACUGGACUUCAUGAAAAAGAACCACGAAGAGGACAUGGUAGCACUGAGGUCUCAGCUGACAGGCUCAGUGAAUGUGGAGGUUGAUGUUGCACCUCAGCAAGACCUCAACAAGGUUUUGGAGGAAAUACGUUCUCAUUACGAGGCCAUCAUAGAGAAACACCGCAAGGAACAGGAAGUCUGGUUUAAUGAAAAGACGGCACAAUUGGGCAAAGUAGUGGCCAUCAGCACAGAGACCAUACAAACCUCUAAGUCAGAGAUCUCAAAUCUGCAAAAGACCUUGCAAAGCCUGGAGAUCGAGCUACAGUCUCAACUCAGCAUGAAAGUGUCAAUGGAGAGCUCGCUGGCAGACACAAAGGCUAGAUACAGUGCUAUGCUAGCAGGCUUCCAGAAACACAUCAAUAUGUUGGAAAGAGAGCUGCAUCAGUUACGGGCAAGCAUUGAGCAACAUGGUCUAGACUAUGCAGCACUGCUGGACAUCAAGAGCCGCCUGGAGCAGGAGAUCGCCACCUACAGAAGCCUCCUGGAAAAUCUAGACUUUAAGACUCAAGUGCAAGGUGGACCUCCGAAUGUCUCCUCAGGCAGACCUGCAAAUGUCUCCUCAGGCGGACCUCUAAAUGUCUCCUCAGGUGGAUCUUCAAGUGUCUCCUCAGGUGGAUCUCAAAAUGUCCCCACUGGUGGACCAGCGAUCCCGAUAAAGCAGACCACCACCACCACAAAUCGUACUUACUAAAAAUUGAAGACAAAGCUGACUGCUUUGUGAGACAAUAUCCAAACAGACACACACAUAGUUUUAAAUGUGUGUCCAAUAUGUCAGCCAUUAUAGAGCUGUUCAACUGUGACGUCAAUUUGUAGGCGAACCCGGAAGUCUAAUUUGCCAUGGGUUCCCUAUGGAUUUUCCUAUGGGUCUCUAUAAUGGGUUUUUGGACUUAUGAGUAAAGUAAGGUCUGUGGUAAACAUAACUUGAUGAUAUGGACGUUUUGUUCAGCAACAUAAAUUACACACUGUCAUACCUCAAAUGUGAAUUUUGAAAAAGUAUAUAAUUCAAUACAGCUUCAAAAUUCAUGUUUGAGGUAUGACUGUGUGUAAAUUAUGUUGUAGAACAAAACGUCCACGUUUCAUCAAUUAAAUGUUUACCACAGACCUUAAUUUUCUCAUAUGUUCAAAACCCCAUUAUAAAACCCAUUGGAAAAUCCCUUACGGUUUUUGGACUACAAGCUGAACAGCUCUAUUAAAAGAAAACUAGUUGACACUCACUUUUUUUGUGAAGAAACCCCUUUCUCUGAAAAUAAAAUAGCUACAAAAAAUACCUCU